AGAGUUCUAACUCCAGUGAUGGGGCACCAGCAGAACCUGAACAGGACCAGGAGAAUCCUAGAGCUAAGAAGCUUUGGCGCUGCCCAGAAUGUGGAAUAGAGAUCGCUCACCCAUCUAAUUUCAACAGACACCUGAGAACACACACAAAACCUGCUAAGGAGUCUUCCGUCUGUCCAGUAUGUGUAAAAGACUUUGUUCACCCCUCCAAACUGAAGAGACACCUCCGAACACAUACAGGAGAGAAGCCUUACCAGUGCUCUGUGUGCGGGAAGCGAUUCACACUGAAGCCCCACCUGGAAAGACAUCAGAUGACCCACCCUGGAGAGAAGCAGCCAGACGCGAAAAAGAAGCACCCGUGCUCCGAUUGUGGAAAGGAAUGUUUCUCUGCAUAUGAACUGAAGAUGCACAUGAGAAAGCACACAGGGGAGAGACCUCACCAGUGCUCCUACUGCGAGAUGAGCUUUGGCUGUAAGGGAACUCUAUCGAGACACGUACGACGCCAUACAGGAGCACCCACACCAAAACCUUACCAAUGCUCACAGUGUGGGAAGAGAUACGAAUCACCAUCGAGGCUGAGGCAGCAUCAGACUAUGCACACUGGAGAGAAACCUUACGAGUGCUCUGAUAGCGGGAGGGAUUUUGCUUCGACCAAAGGUCUUCUCAAAUGUCAAUGCAGCCAUGCCAGUAACCAUAGCAACCAGUGUACACUGGGAAUUUCAGAUACGGCGUCAUCAGGCAGUCGAACUAUGAAUAUCAAGAUCGAAGACGAGGAACAGGAGCUGGCAAUUAAUGUCAAAGAGGAGGAGGAGGAGGAGGAAAUUGGUGUUUUUGUCUAUGCUGAUAGAGAGAAACCUUACCAGUGUACAUCCUGUAAAAAUACCUUUGUUCACCGUAGCUCUCUAGCAAGACACAAAAAAUCCCACACUAGUGCCGCACAAUACAGCUGCUCAGAAUGUGGGAAGGAAUUCAGCCAAUCGUGUACUUUCAAGAUACACAUGCAACAGCACACCGGAGAGAACCCGUACCACUGCUCUCAGUGUGAUAAGAGUUUCUCAGCUUCACCACUCCACAAAAGACACCAACGAGUUCACACUAAGGUGAAACCUCACCCCUGCUCUCUCUGCAGAGAGAAAUUCUCCUCAUCAGCAAAAGAGUCCUGUCUCCAUGCCGGAGCUGUGACUAGCCUGAGCCAAGCUCCUGGACAGGGAUCACGGCAGCAGGUGUCUGCAGCGGUAGAGGAGUCUGUUGUACUGGAUGUCAAAGUGAAAGAUGAGGAAGAUCCUGCUUUUGCAGAGAGACCUGACCACUGCUCUGAGAGCGAAGGGAGUCCCUCUACAUCAGGACUACCUGAACAACACCAGGGGAAUCACACAGCUAAGAAGAUUCAUUGCUGUUCAGUGUGUGGAAAAAACUGUCACAAGUUAUCAAAACUACAAACACAUAUGAGAACUCACACAGGAGAAAAACCGUACUCCUGCUCUGUCUGUGGGAAGCAAUUCAGUGAGAAUGGAAACCUGAAAAAACACCAGACGUUGCACACAGGAGAGAAGCUGUACAGUUGCUCCGUGUGCGGGGAAAGUUUCUCUUCAUCGUCAAAUCUUACCAAACACCAGAGAACACACACAGGAGAGAGUCCAGUGUCUGUAGCUGUAGAAGAGUGUGGUUUUACAUCAGCACUGGUUAUCAAAGUGAAAGAGGAGGAAAAGGAUCCUGCUUUUGCAGAGAGACAUGACCACUGCACUGACAGUGAAGGGAGUCCCUCUACAUCAGAACUACCUGAACAACACCAGGGGAAUCACACAGCUAAGAAAAUUCACUGCUGUUCAGUGUGCGGACAAGACUGCAAAAAGUUAUCAAAACUGCUAAUACAUAUGAGAAUACACACAGGAGAAAAGCCAUACCCUUGCUCUGUGUGUGGAAAGCAGUUCCGUGUAAAAAGACAUCUCCAAGACCACCAGACAGUGCACACUGGAGAGAAACCUUAUGUCUGCUCCAAAUGUGACAAGAGACGGGAUUUCGGAGGGGAGAGCCUCUACAUCAGGAGAACCUAA
Messenger RNA from Salvelinus namaycush (lake trout), 2051 nucleotides. RefSeq names its product zinc finger protein 658B-like. Bases 309 to 2051 code for a protein of 580 amino acids. Gene Ontology annotation, biological process: regulation of cytokine production; regulation of immune system process; negative regulation of transcription by RNA polymerase II. The record is from RefSeq and is a predicted model, not a curated record. The transcript is spliced from 4 exons. NCBI's taxonomy places the organism in Eukaryota, Metazoa, Chordata, Actinopteri, Salmoniformes, Salmonidae.